UUUCAAGAAAAGAUAAAAGGAAACCUAGAGAGAGAGAGAAGAGAGAGAGAGAGAGGGUGUGGGGGAACGCAGGAGAGAGAAAAGUCUCUGCAAAAGAGCUUUUUUUGAGACUCUCUCUCUCUCUUCCCAUGGCGGAUUCAAACAUUCAUGAAUCAUUCCGCCUUUCACAUCCCAUAUUCAUCUCUUUCUUGAUUCAACUGGGUCGCAAUUGACUGCAUUUCCCAUCAUCAAUCCUAAAUAUUCCAAGAACAAAUAUUAUAAUAAAUCAAGUAAGACCAUAUAAUCAUGGGAAAUUGCUGUGUGACCCCUUCUUCCGACAAGAAGAACAAGAACAAGAACAAGAAGAACAAGCCGAACCCAUUUUCGAUCGAUUUCGAUGUGAAUCACGGAUCCGGGGGUUCGAAGAAGCUCGUGGUGUUGAAAGAUCCGACGGGCCACGAUCUUAUCGACAAAUUCGAUAUCGGAUGCGAGCUCGGAAGGGGCGAAUUCGGGGUGACGUAUUUGUCCACCGAUGUGGAGACCCGCGAGAAGUUCGCGUGCAAGUCGAUAUCGAAGAAGAAGCUUAGAACUGCGGUGGAUAUCGAGGAUGUGAGGAGGGAAGUCGAGAUAAUGAAGCAUAUGCCGAAGCAUCCGAAUAUUGUUAGCUUGAAGGACACUUACGAAGAUGAUAGUGCAGUUCAUAUCGUAAUGGAAUUGUGCGAAGGCGGUGAAUUGUUCGAUCGGAUUGUGGCGAGGGGGCAUUAUACCGAGAGAGCUGCGGCUUUUAUCAUGAAGACUAUUGUCGAAGUUGUUCAGAUGUGCCAUCGGAACGGAGUGAUGCAUCGUGAUCUAAAACCGGAGAAUUUUCUUUUCGCGAAUAAGAAAGAAACGUCUCCCCUUAAAGCAAUCGAUUUUGGGCUGUCGGUUUUCUUCAAACCUGGUGAGAGGUUUAACGAGAUUGUCGGGAGUCCUUAUUACAUGGCUCCUGAGGUACUUAAACGUAAUUACGGACCGGAGAUUGACGUGUGGAGUGCUGGAGUCAUCCUUUAUAUUCUGCUUUGUGGUGUUCCUCCUUUCUGGGCAGAAACGGAGCAAGGUGUGGCUCAAGCAAUUAUUCGAUCUGCAAUCGACUUUAAGAGAGAUCCUUGGCCUAAAGUUUCCGAUAAUGCAAAAGAUCUUGUCAAGAAAAUGCUCGAUCCAGAUCCGACUCGGCGCCUUACAGCUCAGCAAGUCCUCGAGCAUCCUUGGUUAUUAAAUGCGAAGAAGGCAUCAAACGUGUCGCUGGGUGAGACAGUGAAAGCGAGGCUAAAACAAUUUUCUGUGAUGAAUAAGCUCAAGAAAAGGGCAUUACGGGUGGUGGCUGAGCACUUGUCUGUGGAGGAAGUGGCCGGAAUUAAGGAAGCAUUCGACACAAUGGACACUGGCAAAAGGGGCAAACUCAACCUCGAAGAAUUCAAAAUUGGUCUGCACAAACUCGGCCAUCAAAUACCCGAGCCGGACGUUCAGAUUCUAAUGGAAGCUGCGGAUGUUGAUGGAGAUGGAGCGUUGAAUUACGGUGAAUUUGUUGCCGUCUCUGUGCAUCUAAGAAAAAUGGCGAACGACGAGCACCUUCACAAAGCCUUUGCAUUUUUCGACAGAAACGAGAGUGGGUAUAUUGAAAUCGACGAGCUUAGAGAUGCUUUGAGCGACGAAGACGAUGCCAAUAGUGAGGAGGUUAUUAUUGCUAUAAUGCACGACGUCGAUACGGAUAAGGAUGGGCGAAUAAGUUACGAGGAAUUUGCAUCGAUGAUGAAGGCGGGUACAGAUUGGAGAAAAGCGUCGAGGCAAUAUUCGCGGGAGAGAUUCAACAGUCUUAGCUUGAAGUUAAUGAAAGAAGGCUCUCUACAUUUAGCUAACGAGGGUAGAUAAUAUUUAUUUAAAAAGACAUAAUUGUUUUUAAGAGAAGGAAAAAAAAAAAAGGUGCUUGAAAAGGGAUAUUCCCUAAUCUUAUUCUCCCUCGUGUUUUUUGGAUUUUUAUUAGUGAAAUGUUUUUAACUGUGGAAAUGUUGCUGAGGCUGAUUUCA
Molecule: messenger RNA, 2042 nt
Organism: Erythranthe guttata (spotted monkey flower)
Lineage: Eukaryota; Viridiplantae; Streptophyta; Magnoliopsida; Lamiales; Phrymaceae
Product: calcium-dependent protein kinase 8
Biological process (GO): protein phosphorylation
Molecular function (GO): protein kinase activity; calcium ion binding; ATP binding
Source: RefSeq, a predicted model, not a curated record